ACAACCCCGCCCACAUCCGCUGUUGGCGCCGCGGUGUGUGCGCCCGUGCCCAUUGCCUCGUCCUUUGCAGCACAAUCAGCGCCAUCGUCGGCGUCGUCGCUGUCGUCUGCAUCGUCAAGUGCAUGGGGCCACGCAGACAACAACAACACCACCACCACCACCACCACCACCACCAACACCCCCACCACGACAACGACGACGAUGACAACAAUGACAAUGACGGCCAUCACACCCACCGGCAGCAAAGGGAGAGGGAAAGGGCAUCGGUUCAGCAACACUGUGUGGGCGCAGCAUGGACAGGGCAGCCUGUUGCAAAGUGUGUACGUCCCUGUGGCCAGCGUGCCGACGGCUCACCUUGGGAGCAAUGGCAGUACCGCGAGCGCGCACGGUAUGGCGGCGAUUGGGUUCCCGAUGUUUGGCAGCGGCGGGUUGAGGAGUGGCCGCACCAGCGAGGGAGCAGCGAGCGACAGCCAACAGCAGGCCACCUGUAUCUGCCACAAGUGUGGCAAAGGCGGCAAACGUCUCCACAGAUGCAUCACGUGCGAGAAGCAGUUUCAUCGCGACUGCGCGGAGCCGCCAAUCCGUGGCCGUGCAGCCCAUCACCGCUGCCAACGCUGCCGUGACAUCAAGACGAAGCAGUGGGCGAAGAAAUCGUCCCCGUUCGAUAUCUUGGACUGGCUCACAGCUGCACACACGGUCGAGAUUGCUGGUGAGCACAUGAUUGUGCACCCCAUGUAUUCGCAGCAGUUCCACGAGCGUGCAAAGUGCUGGCGGCUCGGACACAUGUCGAGAUCAUAG
This is a messenger RNA of Salpingoeca rosetta, 798 nucleotides long. RefSeq lists its product as uncharacterized. The transcript is spliced from 4 exons. Bases 202 to 798 code for a protein of 198 amino acids. Lineage: Eukaryota; Choanoflagellata; Craspedida; Salpingoecidae. The record is from RefSeq and is a predicted model, not a curated record.